AUGUCUCGGCCUGAAAGCGUAUCACACGACGGCCUGGAACUUCACGAACACGAGAGGCGCAAAAUCGUCUUGAACUCACCUAUCAGCAGCAUGCCUCGACGCUAUAGCAGGGACAGUGCGUUCGACGACGACGGUAAGCAACCCGUGGUGAAGCGUGUCAACAAGUGCAGCCCGACUGCUCAGGACGAUCUGCCUAAGAAGCGCUGGAAGCGCGAGAGCGUUCGCUGGCAUAAGACUGGACAACCUGUAAAGACGACGUAUCGAGACAUAUCUGAGCAGAUCCCGAAGCGUGUAGCCGGACGUGUCGCUGCUACACCCGUACUCGACGAUGUGGGACCGUUAGAGCUGGUCGAAACGCCACACGAGUUCGAUGAUGUGAUCAAAGAGCUGGAAGCAUGUCUUCCGGAUCCGACGGUCGAAACGAACGCAGCGAUAACGGCCACCCUCGACAUCAAGCUUGACGGUCUCUUUGAGAAAGAUGCAGCACUCAAUUCCCCUUACCGGGAAGACGACAAUCCCAAUGCUGCCAGAAGCUGGCGAGCCGACUGUACCCGAUUCCAGUCUCGAUCGUCCAACUUUGAGCCUCCCGCUCUGGUUAACGCGGAAGCAGAGACGGAAGCAGGAUACCUUCCUGAGGACCUGUACAAUUUUGAGCAGGGGGAGAACGAUGAUGCCUGCUUCAGCACUAUCACCACUACCCCCAAUACUGACACGGGCUUAGCUCUUUACGCCAAGCCGUCAACAAACGCUGGCAGAAAUUCCCACGAUCUUUAUCAGAUCCAGUACGUAUGGCGAGGCGCAGUGGAAGAUCCUUUGCUCCGAACUCUGCAGCCCAGCGGCCCAGCGACGCAUUGGGAUAGGAAGCUCAUCCGGGCACUGGCACGAAUAGCGUACUAUGGUACUGCACAUGAGAUCAACCGACUAUUGUGGCAGAAGGUUUCGGAAAGAGGGGCAUGA
This is a messenger RNA of Recurvomyces mirabilis, 957 nucleotides long. RefSeq lists its product as uncharacterized. Bases 1 to 957 code for a protein of 318 amino acids. The transcript is spliced from 2 exons. The record is from RefSeq and is a predicted model, not a curated record. NCBI's taxonomy places the organism in Eukaryota, Fungi, Ascomycota, Dothideomycetes, Mycosphaerellales, Teratosphaeriaceae.